Messenger RNA from Naegleria lovaniensis, 1965 nucleotides. RefSeq lists its product as uncharacterized. The transcript has a single exon. Gene Ontology annotation, molecular function: phospholipid binding; protein binding. Bases 1 to 1965 code for a protein of 654 amino acids. Gene Ontology annotation, cellular component: cell cortex. Lineage: Eukaryota; Heterolobosea; Eutetramitea; Acrasida; Naegleriidae. The record is from RefSeq and is a predicted model, not a curated record. Gene Ontology annotation, biological process: maintenance of protein location in cell cortex.
AUGAAUCCAGCCUCCCCAUCUUUUGUACAGAGCAGUCCUGCUGUUAAAACGGCAGGGGAGGUCGUACAAACACCAACAAAUGUAUCAUCUCAAAAACCUUCAUUCCGAGAAAAGUUUCGUUUAUCCUCUCCUGCUCUCUCCCCGAUCGGACCUCAAACAGCCGCUGUUGAAAAGAGUAAUUUGGAAACUGGAGAAAGAGGAUCAAGUCCAUCCAGUCAUUUGAUUCAAAUCAAUUCAUCCAAAAAUCAAAGGCCAUUGUCCUUAAAUUUAAAGGAACUAAUGAUCAGCAAAAAGGAGAAAUCACAGACUGACAGCAUUAAACAACAAGCAUUUUCGAUGGAUAUACAGGAAAUUUCUCCACAGGAUGGAUCAAUCUCUCUGAUAGAUUCAUCAUCAAAUCGAAAUGAACAAACCCAACAUGUAAUACAAGACCCAGUGAUUGAUAUUUCCUCCUCAAACUCUGAGGACGAUAUUAAACAAGAGGAUGUGGAUGAACUUCAAGAACAACUCGACCGAAUCCUGAAUAAACGAAAAGAAAGAGAAGAGGUGUUAAAAGAAACAGAAUCAAGUAAGAGAGACGAGACAGAUGAUAUUGUAGAAAUGAUCAAGGAAAGGAGAAAAAAUCGAGAAAACCAAGAGUCUUUGGAAGCUGUCGUACAUAACAUUGAUGUUGGCGAGCUAGAGUUUUUUAAUGACGAUCCUGCUAACUUUACAUCAAAUGGCACAGAUGUCGAUAUUAUGAACGAAUUUCUGACAACUUCAAACUUGAACUCAAAGGAUAACAGCUUCGUUAAGGAAAGCCCAAAAAAACCUGUCAUACCGCAACUUGCCCUGUCUACAGAAGUUUCCCAGUCGUAUACUUUGUCUCCUUCAAAACAAUUAACAGAAGUAGAGGUUAAAGGCUUGAAUGAAUCUCGUCACAAUCUUAAAGACGAAAGUUUAUCGCCCUCACACUUUAUUAAGGAGGACUCUGUUCCAUCACAUCAACAACCUGAAGAUGGUGGAGAGCAUAAGCAAGGAAAAGGCGAGAUCACCAUCGGUUCGAUCGCUUCCCUUCAGAGUGUUGUAAAUCCCCCUUCCAGCAGCGGUGUUUUAGGGUGGAGAAUUCAAGAUAAGCGAUGGAAGAUGUUCGCUGCACCACCCACGUUUAUGAUUCAUGAUGUUUUUAACACCCUUCAUUCAGAGCUGGACAAUGCUCAUCUUGCUUUAGGAAACCAUAUGUAUAACACUUAUCAAAAUGAGGGUAUCGGCUCUUUUUCCACACCUAUUUCAACACAACAAUUUGAAAGAAAGAUUAUUGGCUACAAUGAUAACUACAUACCACCGCAUAAGACUGUUCCUCAGGUCGAAUCUGGCAUGAGAACCAUGCCCGAUCAGUCACAAGAGCUUUAUACAAAGGUGAUUAAGCCAUUCAAAUUUAAGAAUUUGGAGGAUCUCUUUGUCAACCAAUUCGAAAUUAUUGGAGAAAAUGGCUUAAGACGGUUCGCUUUUCGUUACGACCUUAGCGGUAAUAUUAUGAGAUGUCUCAAAACGAGCCAAGCAUGGUUGCCUUUUCUUUCCAUGGAAGAAGAAUGUCUUCAAAAGAUUGUUCGAGGAAGUUACGUUUUUAAAAACACUCCUAAAGGACAAGUUCACAAGCGAUUUGCGUUUGUUGAUCCAAAGUCAAGAGAGCUCACUUGGUCAGAUUCGGAAACCAAGAAAAAGAGCUCUUCAAGCCAGCGUGCUUCAAGAAGAGUUAAACUCAAUGACAUUGUCUCCAUCAAAGUCUUAGAAAUGACAAAUGAACAAGCAAGAGCUAUGAAAAUUGCGAUAAUCCCUGAACUCAACAAACGAUUUUAUGGUGUUGUAAUCAUUUCAAGAACCAGAUCCGUUGAAUUUAUUCUAUAUGAAACCAGAAACUUUUGCUUCUCUUUAAUUACUGGACUAGCAUUAUGUGUACACAAAUCUUCCCAAAACGUACAGUAG